Messenger RNA from Alosa alosa (allis shad), 824 nucleotides. It is a transcript of the gene ppp3r1b, whose product is annotated as protein phosphatase 3 (formerly 2B), regulatory s1ubunit B, alpha isoform, b. NCBI's taxonomy places the organism in Eukaryota, Metazoa, Chordata, Actinopteri, Clupeiformes, Clupeidae. Gene Ontology annotation, molecular function: calcium-dependent protein serine/threonine phosphatase regulator activity; calcium ion binding. The record is from RefSeq and is a predicted model, not a curated record. The coding region runs from base 242 to 754 and encodes 170 amino acids. The transcript has 6 exons.
UUCCACCUCACUCGAUCCGCUCCCUCUCUCGACCAACUGCUUCCCCUCUCUCUGCGGAUCAACCGGAGUAUCUGCAGUGGAGCCAUCAUCCAUCGAGACUUGGAACAAGACUUAGGCUAGCGACUUUACAUUUAAAGUCCGCCUAAUCGGCUUUCAUAAACGUUUCACAUCGACUCCAAUACCUCGACGUGUUUGCCUCGGCGCUUUUUUCUCUGCAAGUGAAGACUACGCGACCAACAGAAUGGGAAAUGAAGCCAGCUACCCUCUGGAGAUGUGUUCGCACUUUGAUGCUGAUGAGAUUAAGAGACUAGGGAAGAGGUUUAAGAAACUCGACCUGGAUAACUCGGGCUCGUUGAGCGUGGAGGAGUUCAUGUCCCUGCCCGAACUACAACAGAACCCCCUUGUCCAGCGUGUCAUAGACAUAUUCGACACCGACGGCAACGGAGAAGUCGACUUUAAAGAAUUCAUUGAGGGAGUCUCUCAGUUUAGUGUGAAAGGAGACAAGGAACAGAAACUACGCUUCGCCUUCCGGAUCUACGACAUGGACAAGGACGGCUACAUAUCCAACGGCGAGCUCUUCCAGGUGCUGAAAAUGAUGGUGGGCAACAACCUGAAGGACACGCAGCUGCAGCAGAUCGUCGACAAGACAAUCAUCAACGCCGACAAGGAUGGGGACGGCAGGAUAUCCUUCGAGGAGUUCUGUGCGGUGGUGGGCGGACUAGACAUUCACAAAAAGAUGGUGGUUGACGUGUGAUCUUCAAUCCUCUGCCACUGUCGCUCUCUUUCUCUCGCUCUCUCUCUCGCUCUCUCUCUCUCUCUCUCUC